CGAGAUCGCCGAACGCAGAUGACCUCGGCUUCUGUGCGAAAUCUGGGCCGAGUGUUUGCAUCCACCACACCAUCAGCAGCAACGCAGCCCGCCCACGCAAUCGACGCUUCGUCGCAGAUCUGGCGUGCCGGACAGCGAAGAUGCCGCUCAGGGUGGAGUGCAGCAGCCAGGGCCAUGGGAGGCCACCAUCGAUGCCGCCCUUUCAUCGCUGGACGGCUCGAUGGGCGUCUGCGCGUCAUGGCAGUGCGGCAUUUCGCCACCAAAGCGUCGGCGUAUUACCAACCUGACCACAACAAGAAAAAGAUCAAAGUGUCAGAAGGUCAGAAGAAGGUCAAAGUGUCAGAAGGUCAGUCAGCACGAACAGACAGACCACAGCCGCCAGCGGGCUCAUCUGAUUCAUCCGUGGUGUGUGGUGUGGUGUGAUGGCUGUGCGACCACCAGGUCAGUACAAGCGUCGUCCGGUGCAGUCCCCAUGGCACAAGCCUUCGUCGAAUCAGCAGGAGGCCGACGACGACGAAAUGGCCGAGGCCCGCAUGCUGCCCAUGUCCUUGAGCGCCGACACGGAGAAGAAGAAGGCCAAGGGCAGGGCCGCAAUAAGGAAGGCCAUCGAGAGCAACGCACAGCUGAGAGGCAUCAACCCAGACCUCGUCGAGCGGGCACUCGACCCCAUGUGAGUGAGUAGGGACGGACGGACGCCACAGCACAAGAGAGCAGAACUAGCCAGGGGAAGGAUCGUUUCUUUCUUGGUUCGUUUGUGUGGCGUAUUGUGUUGUGUUGUGUGAGUGCAGGCUGCUGUCUGUGUACACGACGUAUGGCGUCCAUGUGGUUUACUACCGUCCUCCGGGCGGCAAGUGGUACUUUUGGACCAACAAUCUUGGCAGCUUCUCCAUGACGCUCAUCACCGGCGGACUCAUCCUCAUGGAAAGAAGUCAGACGCACACACACACACACAGGGCGGAAUCGCGGAUGUGUGUGUUGUGUUGUGUGCGUCUCCGCUGCUCGUGUUGUGUUGUGUCGGUCCCCAGGCAUGAUCGAGCCGUGGAUGUCCUUCCCCAUCGCUGCUGUGGGUAAGUACGUCAAGGGCACAACACAACACAACACAUGGGCCUCCCUCGAAAUACGACAGAGGACAGCAGCACUGCUCUGCACUGCACUGCAUGCCUCGCCUGUCCCCUUUUGGUUGCAGUGCUUGCCCUCUGGUUCUUCCCAUACCUCCGGCUCAAGACGUAAGCUAGAGCGGCAGACAGAGCAACAUACGCACACACCUGCAGGCCACUGACUGCGUGUCUGUGUGGGUGUGUUGGUUGUUGGCCGGGCCGUGUUCAGGUUGGCGACUCGUUUGGUGUACGAUGUGCGCGGCCGGCGCAUCUCGUUCCGCGGCCACAAUUUCUGGGGGCUGCAGGGCCUGCAGGGGGACGUGUUCUCUCUCAGCAGAAUUAGGCUGGUCUGGACCACCAGGAAAUACAUCAAGUUCAAAGUCAGGGUAGGUGAGCUCCCCUCCUGCCCUGCCCACACGGGCCCAACAUAAUAAUAUAAUGCCAGUCGGUCGUCGAUGUCUGUCUGUCUGCCUGUCUGUCUGUCUGCCUGUCUCUGUCUGUCUGUGUCUGGGCAGGCCAACAGUGUGUUUGACCCCUUUGGCUGGGUCACGUGGCGCAUCCCUCGGUUCGAGAAUAUCCUCAAGCAGGAGAGGAACCACCGCGACUUCACCAAGCACAUGUGGGCGGGGGCGGGCGGCGGGGCCACCCCCAUGCGCCACCCCUUCCCCGUGGUCGCAUCGGACUUCCCCCUGGACCAGGAGGGCCUCAGCAAGACGGGAUUCGACUUCGGCUUCUACCAGGGCACCGACGAGGAAUACGCCGCACUCGGAUACAAAACACCCAAUGGUCCGUUGGUUGGCCAUCACGGCACAACAACACUCAACCACCAGCACUGUCUGUAUGCCUGUCUGUCUGUCUGUGUGUCUGGGUGGGUGUGUGGGUGUCAGUGGUCAAGAACCACUUCAUUUCCUCCAAUGUGACCCUGGAGGCGACGCAGCCCUCUCUCUUCUCCCGCCUCUUGCGUCGCGUCAUGAGGCGCUUCUCGCGGAUGAUGCGCGGCCCCAAGAACCCCUACACGUCCGCCCGGCACCCCGGGGCCAUCGGCCAGGCCUCCCAGCAGAUGUUCAAGCGCAAGAAGAGCGACCACGAGAGCGCCUACGCCAUGAAUGCCGACGGGACGACGUCGUUCAAGGGGGUGCGGCUGUGCACCAUGGGCGUGGCGCUGAACCGCGAGGAGGAGAUGAAGAUCGUCGAUGUGCUCAAGAGCGAGAUGAGUGAGGAUGAUCUGAGGAAGUCGGACGACAGGCGGCGGCUGUGGCAUAACUACACGCCUAAAGAGAUGUUCCUUGCAGUGCUGCGAGUGCUCACCAAAAGCUAGAACUUUCGUCGAGAGACGCAUUGCAUUGAGGCGGGGAAGGAGUGCAGUGCACGCGGUGACGUUCUUUGUCGUGUGGUGGUCCGGAUGAGUGGACCGAUGAGUGAGUGGACUGCCUGUCGGGACGGGACGGCCAUUUGUGUGUAUGCAAUCAAUGCAUUCGUCAGUCAGUGUGCUGGUCGGUCCAAGAGGAUGGUGGCGAGCUUUGGCGGAGCUCGCGGCGAGUGAACGGCAGCAGCGCGAAUAGGCAUUGUGUCUUUCUCCCCCCCCUUGAUUUUCACUGUGUCGUAUUGCGUGUUACGUAUUGAGUCACACAUGAGUGUUUGUCUGAUGGAUGCAGACGAAAUCUUAAAGUGUCUCUGUUUCGCUACGUGCACAUGAUGCAGGCUUGUGUCUGCAGUGAGUGGGUCGAG
This is a messenger RNA of Vitrella brassicaformis, 2825 nucleotides long. The record is from the annotation of a GenBank genome assembly. NCBI's taxonomy places the organism in Eukaryota, Vitrellaceae.